Molecule: messenger RNA, 2211 nt
Organism: Ilex paraguariensis (yerba mate)
Lineage: Eukaryota; Viridiplantae; Streptophyta; Magnoliopsida; Aquifoliales; Aquifoliaceae
Source: the annotation of a GenBank genome assembly
AUGGCAGGAUACAAAAACUACGCAAAGAACACUGACAGCUAUUGUAGAAUACCAUUUGCCGAAUCUACUUAAAUCAAUAGAGAUAGCAAGACAUUGAGGACACAGUAGGUAGGCACUUUGAAAUGGCCAGCAGCUUGCUUUUUCUUAUUCACUUCUUGCUCUUAGUGUUCCUUCCUCCAAACCUUGAAGCAGCUCAAGAAGGUGAGAGGUGCCGUCACAAUGGGCCAUCAAUCAGAUUUCCAUUCUGGGUUAAAGCUUUCCACCCAGAUCGCUACCGCUAUCCUGGGUUCGAGCUGUCCUGUGACAAGAACAAACAAACAGUCCUUGAUCUUCCCUUUUCUGUGAAGCUAUUUGUCAAGAAAAUUGACUAUAAAUCUCAAGUUAUUCGAUUGUAUGACCCAGAUGGCUGCGUUCCGGCAAAGCUUCCAAACCUCAACUUGUCUGCCUCUCCUUUCCAGUUCAAUGAAAUAUACUUAGGUAAUUACUCGUUAUUCAAUUGUUCUGCGCCAGGCAGACAAAUUGAUCUCUCGGUUCCUUGCCUUCGAGCUUCCGCCUACCAGGUGUAUGCCAUAUUGUCUAUGGAGACAGUCGAUGAUUAUCCUUUGACAUCUUGCAUCAAGAUUCAUGACUUACAAUCGGUGCCCUAUAAUAUAUUUGAUCAAAGAGGUAAGCUUCAGUUGAGUUGGUCGAAACCAAAUUGCAGCUUCUGUGAAGCUGAAGGCAAGAUUUGUAGAUUGAAGGAUAAUACCACAGAACAUGAAACUGAAUGUGUUGCCACAUCCAAAACACUCAAAGGUCAUGAAUUUAAUAAACGAUUGCAGACAGGUCUAAUUUUAGGUUGCUUUCUUCUUGUAGCAGUUCCUGUACUCUAUCAUAUCUAUAGCUCAAUUAAAAUGAAAAAAGAGAAUGAAGUAAAAAUUGAAAAAUUUUUGGAGGAUUAUAGAGCUCUUAAGCCCACAAGAUACUCUUAUGCUGAUAUCAAAAGGAUCACGAAUCAUUUUAGUGAGAUAUUGGGUGAAGGAGGUUACGGAACCGUUUACAAAGGAAGGCUUUCCGAUGACAUUUUUGUUGCAGUGAAGGUCCUCAACAGUUCAAUGGGAAAUGGGGACGAUUUCAUCAAUGAAGUUGGAACCAUUGGGAGAAUUCACCAUGUUAAUGUGGUUCGUUUGGUUGGGUUUUGUGCCGAUGGAUUUAGAAAAGCUCUUGUAUAUGAGUUCCUUUCGAAUGAUUCACUGGAAAAGUUCAUAUCUUCAACAAGCUCUAAAAAUAAAACUCUUGGUUGGAAGAAGCUUCAAGACAUUGCUUUAGGCAUAGCCAAAGGGAUUGAAUAUCUUCACCAAGGGUGCGACCAAAGAAUCCUGCAUUUUGAUAUUAAACCCCAUAAUAUCUUGUUAGACCACAACUUCAAUCCUAAGAUCUCUGAUUUUGGUUUGGCCAAGUUGUGUUCAAAAGAACGAAGUGCUGUUUCUAUAACUGCUGCUAGGGGAACAAUGGGCUACAUAGCACCCGAAGUGUUAUCAAGACAUAUCGGGAAAGUUUCACAUAAGUCGGAUGUUUAUAGCUUCGGAAUGUUAUUGCUUGAAAUGGUUGGAGGAAGGAAGAGUAUUGAUGUUGCAGUAAACAAUACUAACCAAGAAAACUCUCCAGAAUGGAUAUAUAAUCGCUUAAACCAAGGUGAAGAGCUACGAAUUCGGAUUGAGGAAGAUGGAGAUGUUGAGAUAGUGAGAAAGCUUACUAUAAUUGGACUGUGGUGUAUUCAAUGGUAUCCGACAGAUCGUCCUUCAAUGCAAACUGUGGUUCAAAUGUUGGAAGGAGGAGAAGACAACUUGACCAUGCCUCCUAAUCCUUUUGCUGCUACAAGUUCAACAAGAGUAAAUGCAAACACACUUGCAAGAAGACCUCUUCAACAAGAGUUGGCAGUUAUCGAAGAACUAGAGUGAAAAUCUAAAGGCACCAUAGUUUGUCUAGAUAAUAAAGAUCCUCAUGUACUGAAUCAUGCAUUAAUGUACUCUUGGUUACCAAGGUUUGGUUUUAGCUUCUCAAACUCUUGAAUUUGUAGCAAUUCAGAACUCGUAGAGAAAUUAUGAUUGCCCAAUCUGUAAUAACUAAAAAUAUUACUAUUAGCCCUUGUUUGGUAUGAAUGAAAAAUGGAUUGAUGAAAAAUGGGAAGGAAUCAAUAAUAAUGCCACUAGCCCUCAAUGGCCAAAAGUU